UAUCAAAUUCCAAACAACGUCCAGCUGCAUCGCUAGCGAAAAAUAUGUGUUAACUGCGCGUUUAGUUAAAAAUAGCUGUAAUACCAAAUAAAAUAGUAAAAAUCGUUUGUGAAAGGAGUGGCUAGAAGCCUAGAAUAUUAAAAAUGAAUAUAUAUAAUAAAUUGCGGCGCCGCGAGCAUGGAUUUGCCAAUGAUUGGACGUAUGACUUUGCAUUGCCCCGUCUAUGCGUCGCCAAGGAGGACAGUUGGCGUGGCAUUGCCCCAGCCAACUACAGUCCAGAUUACAAUCCCGAGCCACCUAUUUUCUCUGCCAAGUUCGCCAAUUGCGAUGGUUAUCGACACAUUCUGGCCAUUGCCAACGAGGAUGGCAAGAUUGCGUUGCAGGACACCACACAGCGCAACCAAGAACCGGAGGAGCAAUCGUUGAGUGCACCCCAGUGUCACUACAAUGCCGUCUUCGAUCUGGAAUGGGCACCUGGCCAGAUGCGUUUCGUCUCGGCAUCGGGUGAUCACACGGCACGUCUCUGGGAAGUCGCUGGCUCGGGAAUACGAGGACUCAACAAUUAUGUGGGCCACACACGCUCCGUGAAAACAGCCGCCUUUAAGCGCACCGAUCCUGCUGUGUUUGCAACGGGUGGACGCGAUGGUGCCAUCUUAAUUUGGGACAUCAGAGCCAACCUGAACAUGGAUCUGACGUCGCGCGUGGAUAACUGCAUCUAUAGUGGCCACACAGGCGCACCGGGCACGCCACAGUCGCAGCGCAAGCAGCGCACACGAACUCCUAAGAUGGCUUGUGGCACGAACACGUCCAGCAGCAUUACGGGCUUAGCUUUUCAAGACAAUGAUACGCUGAUUUCUUGCGGUGCUGGCGAUGGCAUCAUCAAAGUCUGGGAUCUGCGACGUAAUUACAGUGCUUACAAGAAGGAUCCAUUGCCCCGUCAAAGCUUGCCCUAUGCGGGCCAAUCGACAUUCAAAGGCUUCACCAAUCUCAUUGUGGAUGCAUCGGGCACACGGUUGUAUGCCAACUGCAUGGACAACACUAUCUAUUGUUACAACCUGGUGUCGUAUGCGCCCAAACCAUUGGCGUGCUACAAGGGAUUGCUGAAUUCGACGUUCUACAUCAAAAGCUGUCUCAGUCCCGAUGGCAAAUAUUUACUCAGCGGCAGUAGCGAUGAGCGUGCCUACAUCUGGAAUCUGGAUCAUGCGGCUGAGCCGCUGGUGGAGCUCUCGGGGCAUACGGUGGAGGUAACAUGCGUUGCUUGGGGCGCCACACACGAUCGUCCCAUUGUCACGUGCAGCGAUGAUGCAAGACACAAGAUCUGGCGCAUUGGACCCAAUCCUGAGUCGCUGAGCUCCACAGACAUUGCAGAACAGUAUCGCGGUCAGGCCAAGUUUGUGCCGCAGCUAUCCAGGCAGCCAAAGGUCACACAACAGCAGCAGCACAAGUACAAUCUGCGUGAUCUGGAGUCGACGCCACGCUCCCUAAAGCGUCUCAUGGAACAGAACGAGCGCACGCCCAACUCCGUGGAGAAGCUGAGCACAAAGCGUUCGUUUCUCGAAAUGCUGGGCGCGACCAGUGGCGAUGCCAUCGUCGAGCAGCCACAACAGAAACGCAUCAAGGCGCUCGAGUCUCGGGGUCGUCGUCUCUUUGGCCCAACAUCGUCAACAACAACGUGCACAACCAGUCAACAGCUGUCGCCUUUGGCUACUAUUGGCGAGGAGGAGAGUGCCAUGCCCACCAGCAACCAGGAAAACAGCGAAGACGUCUCGCCGCUGCCCUGCAUCACAGCGGGCAAGAUGCCGCAGGCAUCGCCUUUGAGUGAGCAUCAUGUGAAUCACAUUCCUUACACCUCGCCACCCACAACAUCAGCCCAAGCAGCAGCGACAGCCGCAGCAGCAUCUACAGCUGGUGGAACAAUGCUGACCACAACGCCACCAGCAACAGCAACUCUCGCCUCCCUCAUCUACUCACCUACCUCGAAUCUGCCCAACUAUGUGCUUGAUGGCGAGGCGCCGCAUCUGGGCAUCAUGUCGCCCAAACGCAAAGCCAAAGAGAAGGUGGAUUGGCUGACCAAAAUACGCAAACAGAAGCUCAUGUCCAGCAGCCGUUCGCCAGUCACGCUCAGCGAAAAGAUGGCCAGCGAGGAGGCCACAUCAUCAAUGGAUGUCUUGGCCUCACCGCGGCUGCAGAGUCUGCGCAACUCCGAGUGCAGCCCACGGCUGCAGGCGACGCCCCGGCGACGCAUCUCCCACAACGAUAGCAAUGCGGGACAUUUGCGUACGCCAACGUCAAGUCGGCGCAACAGUGAGACGACGCUGUUGCGCUUCUUUAGCGUGCAACGCAACAACGCCAGUGGCAGCAACAACACAAAUGAUCCUCCAGUCGGCGAGGAACUGGAGAUGCCUCCCAUGUCGCCGCCGCCAUCGUCCACAGCAACGACAGCUUUAACGUUGCACACGCCAACAGCAACAACAACGACGGUGGGCAGCGAUUGAAGCGUUGUAGCUGCAGUUGUUAUUGUAUCUGCAUCCUCUGUUUGCCAACUGGACCAUACCAUAAGUUAUUAUUCUUUAUGUAUUUGCUAAGUUUAAAGUUGAUUUCUUUUCCCUUUUUGUCUGCUUCUAGUUUUAGUUUAGUUCUUAAGCCCGCCUUUGUACAGCUCUAAUACAAAAGACUAAAUAUAAUAUAUAAAUAUAUUAAAUAUACUAUUUAGAUUUUUAAGUUAUA
Drosophila sulfurigaster albostrigata is the source of this 2727-nucleotide messenger RNA. RefSeq names its product protein lethal(2)denticleless (gene l(2)dtl). Gene Ontology annotation, biological process: proteasome-mediated ubiquitin-dependent protein catabolic process; mitotic G2 DNA damage checkpoint signaling. The record is from RefSeq and is a predicted model, not a curated record. The transcript is spliced from 2 exons. Lineage: Eukaryota; Metazoa; Arthropoda; Insecta; Diptera; Drosophilidae. The coding region runs from base 144 to 2495 and encodes 783 amino acids. Gene Ontology annotation, molecular function: protein-macromolecule adaptor activity; protein binding. Gene Ontology annotation, cellular component: nucleus.